AGAGUUCCCGGCGUUCCGCCACGCGCGGACCGUAGCGCGCGCCGAGUGAUCCACUGGAUCUCUUGCUCGAGAGGCGAUGGCUCCGUUUGGGAAGAACUUCCUGAAAGCGCGACAGAAACACAGGACGAAGGAUGCCGAGUCUGUGGAGGGAGAGGAGAUUCAGGUCACGGUCUGCAACGAGGACAAGGUCAUCUGCGGAGUAACGAAGCACACAACAUGCACCGAUAUGAUCCAGGCGCUACUGGACGACCACGAGUCGAUCCCGGAGAGCAAGCGCCUCUUGCACGGCGAGGCCAGGGACUUCUGUCUCGUUGAGCGGUGGAAGGGUUUCGAGAGAGCCUUGCCUCCCCUCACCAGAAUCCUGAGACUCUGGUCCGCCUGGGGGGACCAGAGACCCUUCAUCCAGUUCACGCUCGUCAAAACCAGCGACUUCGUGCCUCCGCCCGCCAAGAAGGCCGGAAAGUCCAAAGGCGCCAAGCCCAAGCGAUGGGAGCACCAGCCUCAGCCGGCGGAGAGGCAGAAGCGCAUGGUGAAGAAAGCCUUCCGGAAGCUAGAGAAGCUCCACAAGGAGAGCAAGAGCUCCCUGCCGGGUGCCGAGGAGAUCGACCGCAUGGUGCAGCUCAUCCUCGACCAGGACCACACCAUCCGGGAGCAGAUCCGACGCAUGAGGGGGCUGGACGUGGGCAUCGAGCAGUUUGAGCUGGAGAUGCAGAAUGAAGCGGCGUGGGAGGUUUCACCGGCUCAGAGUUUGGGGGCGCACGCCGACGAGUACCCGCAGGAGGAGUACCCGCAUGCCGGCGACGCGGUCGAACAGAUCGAGCUGGAGGUGCAGAGGCACCAGCAGCUCAUCCUCGAGCUGUCUCUGGACAUCGACGCCGAGCUGAGGAGGGCCGCCGACUUCCCUCGGAGCCAACACGACGACGGCGGCGAACGGGAAGGCGCGUCCGCUUCCCGGUUCCCCUCGGAGACGGACGAACUCGAGGGGCUGCGGGAGGAGGUGGAGCGCAGCCUCUUCGCCGGCGUGUCCCUCCACAACCAGGCGGCGGAGAUGAGCAAGCAGCUGAUUUGCUACGAAGCCGCGCUGGCCUCCAAGGACCAGGAGUGCUGGCAGCUGGCCGCCCAGCUGAGCUCAUUGCACAUUGGGGAAGCAGGAGGAGGAGAAGAGGAGGAGUCCAGUCCUGUCCCGCCGAUGAGCGAGACUCAGUGCGGCGGCGGCGGCGGCGGCUCGUCGCAGGCGGUGAAACUCAAAGGCAGCAUGUCCCCUCUAGACGUUACUGACACAGACUCAGACACGGGGAUUAGCUCCACGCACAGUCAGGACUCGCUGUCGCCGUGUCUGGACUUCCCUCCCCCGCUGGACACGGACGUUUGAACCAACCUGCAAGUCAUAGUUCUGGGUGCACCGCAUCCGAGCCACAGACCGGAAGAAUCCUGCCGAUCUUUGCGUUAAACCAGUCGUUUAUUGGCAGGGAUGAACGUGAUAAUGCGGAGAUUGUUUCAUGAUUUCUUUGAAGCAAAAUGUGCAAAGAAAUCUGUGGUUUCAUCUUCUCAAGUCAAAUAUGAAUAUAGUGAAUAUCUGCAGCUUCUUGGAUUGUAAGAGGAGUAACAAUUUGGAAAAUGUGUUCAGUGAACAAGUUUAAAAAAUAUUUUUAUUUUAUCGAGGUUGAUCAAAGAAUAUUUAAAAAGGAAUAUUUUGAAUACCUUUAAAAAAAAGUGCAAAUGUUCUGAAAAGUAUACAGACGCUGAUGUGUGUGACUAAAAUGUAAAGAUAAUAGGCACAUGGCGCACUGUACAUUGUUUCCCUAAAGACUAUUUCCGAGCACAAUCAUGGCUUAGUGUUUUUCGCUUAAUUUCUUAAUAAUGGUGAAUGUACGCUUCCCCUUCUCAGUUCUCAAGCUAUUUAUGAAGCUGCACUUCUUUGAAACACACUUAAGUCUUAUUAACACUGUCGUUUUAUAUUAAAACAGAUAGCUAACUGUUUUGGAUGUACAUUUUUAAGAUUUGUUAACUCCUCUCGACUACACUGUAAAAUAUGCCGCCGUCACCCCUGUAAAUUAUUCUUAUGACACGGGCAAAUUUUGUUAAAGACAAAUUUGUUAAAAUAACAUUUAUUUAUCCUGUAAUCUAAUUUUUUUAAUGAUGAGAUCAUAUCACGCCUGUUUCCCCUCCGAUGCAAUAAUCUCCAUCCUCUACAGAUCUGAUCCAUCACAACAAUCUGAGCUGCACACGAGUAAAUCACGCCUAAGAAAUAAGAAAUAUGAUCAAAUAAAAUGUACAUUUUGACUUUCAUAAUAAACACUAAUGCUGUAAAUGUCA
Pseudoliparis swirei is the source of this 2316-nucleotide messenger RNA. It is a transcript of the gene rassf9, whose product is annotated as Ras association domain family member 9. Bases 77 to 1372 code for a protein of 431 amino acids. Lineage: Eukaryota; Metazoa; Chordata; Actinopteri; Perciformes; Liparidae. The transcript is spliced from 2 exons. Gene Ontology annotation, biological process: signal transduction. The record is from RefSeq and is a predicted model, not a curated record.